UCCGUUACUUGACAAUUGAAAUUUUGCAUGCAAUUUUAAACUUACCUAUAAAUUAUACAAGCCAUGCCCAUAAUUCAUCAUCCCAUAAUUCCAUAUACAAAAAGCCUAAUAAGAAAAUUAAAUUUUCCCAAAGCAUGGGGGAAACAAAACCAACACUUAUGUUUUUUAUCUGCAUGUUUUGCAUGGUGAUCUCAUUGCCACCCAUAUGCACUUCACAAUUGUCUAAUCCAAGCUUUAAUUCUCAAUCGCCUAUGGUGCCUUCCACAAUAAUGCCACCAGCCACACCUCAUCCUCCAAGCAUACUAAGAACUCUUGGCACACCAGGAAAAGAUGGAGCUCCAGGAGUUGAUGGUACACCAGGAAAAGAUGGUGUACCAGGACAACGUGGUACACCGGGAACUCGGGGCACUUUUGGAAAACGUGGCACACCUGGAACUUCGGGUGGUACCCCAGGUACUCCUGGAACACCAGGAACACCUGGAACCCCGGGAACUCCUGGCACACCACGACGGACUCAUAUCACACCACGACCUCCUAUUAUACCAAAAACUCGCGGCUCUCAUGGGACACCAGGAAAAGAUGGUGCUCCAGGAAUAGAUGGCACACUAGGAAAAGAUGGUGCACCAGGAGAACGUGGCACACCUGGAACUCGUGGCACUUUUGGACAACGUGGUACACCGGGAAUUUUAGGUGGCACAACAGGAACUCCAGGGACACCUGGAACUCCUGGAACACCGGGAACUCCUGGUACUCCAAGACCCCGUGGAACAUCACAAGAUUAUGUCCCUCUAAUCACUCAACAAACCAUAAGCAUUAAUGGAGCUCCAGGCACACCUGGAACGCCAGGAAUUCCUGGCACACCGGGGGUACCUGGAACACCAGGACGUGGUCCUUGUGGUACACCAGGAACUCCUGGUACACCAGCAACUCCUAGCACCCCUGGAACACCGGGAACUCCCGGAUCUCCAACCACUCCAGGCACACCGGGUACACCAGGAGCUCCUGGUACACUGGGUGCUUCUGGCACACCAGGAGUACCGGGUCCUCCUCGCUAAAGGUAAAAUUAAACAUGUAAUCAUAGAGAACAAGGUUAUGCUUCUAUUUAAAUAUAUAAGUGGCAAAGGUGAUGUGUCUCCUCCUCGAAAAGGUGGAAGGGCUCUAUCGAGAAGAGGUGACAAAGGAUUCAUCAAAUCAAUCUACCAAGUUGGGGCCGUGAAUAACUUCAUCACUUAUCAACUCCACAAACUAGGGUUAUGUUUUAAUAAUGUGCUAGAUUUCUAGGAGGUUUGGUGCACGUUGCUUGGGUUAGGCAAUCAAAUAAAGAAUGGUUAUGCUUCAAUGUGCUAGAUUGCUAGGAAGUUUUUGCGCAUGUUGUUUAUUGGGUUAGGCGAUCAAAUAAAAAAAUAAGUAACAAUCAUUAUUUAAGGCUUUAUAAACGGUCUGUUUUAUGUCUAUGCAAAGAUUGCACAUUGAUAAGGCUUCUGUAUGUAUUUUUGUGUUGUAUUACCAAAUAAACGGUUUGUUUUAUGUUUAAUUUCUAUGUUUUUUGAG
Molecule: messenger RNA, 1551 nt
Organism: Chenopodium quinoa (quinoa)
Lineage: Eukaryota; Viridiplantae; Streptophyta; Magnoliopsida; Caryophyllales; Amaranthaceae
Product: collagen alpha-1(IX) chain-like
Exons: 1
Coding region: 135-1055 (306 amino acids)
Source: RefSeq, a predicted model, not a curated record